AUGGAUAAAUGGAGUGAUCGCAAACAGCCCAAUGUUCUUCUUUUAUUUGAUGUUGAUGGAACUCUGACUCCUGCCCGGAGGACAGUAACUCAAGAUAUGUUAGAAUUGCUUAGAAAAGUGAGAAAAGAAGCUGUUAUCGGAUUUGUUGGUGGAUCCGAUCUUGCAAAACAACGGGAACAACUUGGUCCUACUAUUCUGGAUGAUUUUGAUUUUGCUUUUUCUGAAAAUGGUCUUAUUGCAUACCGAAAGGGAGAACAAUUGGAAGCGCAGAGUUUUAUUGGAUGGCUUGGAGAAGAAAAAUAUAAAAAACUGGUUAAUUUUCUUCUUAAAUAUUUAGCGGAUAUUGAUCUUCCAUUUAAACGUGGAACAUUUGUUGAAUUCAGAAAUGGCAUGAUCAAUGUAGCACCACCUGGACGUAAUUGCACUGUCGAAGAACGAAAUAAAUAUGAAGAAUAUGAUAAGAUCCAUAAGAUUCGCCCUAAUCUCGUAGAAGCAUUGAAGAAGGAAUUUCAUGAUUAUUCGCUUACUUAUUCAAUCGGCGGACAAAUAUCGAUUGACGUGUUCCCGAAAGGCUGGGAUAAAACCUAUUGUUUGAAACAUGUUAAAGAUGAAGGGUUUAAGACCAUUCACUUUUUCGGUGACAAGGUUUAUGAGGGUGGUAAUGAUUGGGAAAUUCAUAACCAUGAAUUGGUUGUAGGACAUUCUGUCAGGAAUCCUGAAGAUACAAUGAGACAAGUGAAAGAAUUGUUUCCUAACCUUUUUUAA
Molecule: messenger RNA, 765 nt
Organism: Dentiscutata erythropus
Lineage: Eukaryota; Fungi; Glomeromycota; Glomeromycetes; Diversisporales; Gigasporaceae
Source: the annotation of a GenBank genome assembly